UAUGCUAUACUAAUGUGCACUAAUGUGUCAGUGUCGUACGAUAUAAGUAAACUAUGUAAAGUUUUUCCAAAAGUAAAUUGGUAUUAAGAUAAUGUGAAUUGUUUGACGAUUAAACUAAAACAGCAUUAAGUAAAAAUGUCGGACAGUAUAAAAGUAGCUGUUAAAGUAAGACCUUUAAUUAAACGGGAAAAGGAUGAUAAUCUGCCGAUACAAUGGACAGUUCAAGGGAAUUCUAUUAUUUCCACGGAUCCAGAAAUGAAAAAACGUGGAGAUGGAGGAUUUUGCUUUGAUCAUAUAUUUGAUAUGAACAUAUCUAAUUUAGAUGUAUUUAACGCUAUUGUAAAACCUAUUGUUAAUGCUGCAGUAAAUGGCUUCAAUGGAACAGUAUUUGCUUAUGGUCAGACAAGUUCGGGUAAAACCUAUACCAUGAUGGGUACUAUGGAAGAACCUGGUAUUAUACCGCUUGCUAUUGAACACAUGUUUGAUGCCAUUGCUAAUAGUGCUGGACGUGAAUUUUUAUUAAGAGUAUCAUAUUUAGAAAUAUACAAUGAAAGAGUUAAUGAUCUUUUGAACAAAACUGGUAUUGAUUUAAAAGUGAAAGAAGAUGGAACUGGACAAGUAAUUGUACAGUGUAAAGAGGAAAUCACGAAUAGUCCUGAAAAUGUGUUGGCCAUAAUGAAGAAGGGAGACAAAAAUAGAAGAAUAGGAGAGACUAAUAUGAAUGAGCGUAGCAGUAGAAGUCAUACCAUAUUUAGAAUUACAAUUGAAAGCAGAGAAGCUGGGGGAAGUUCAGAAGGUGCUAUCCAAGUAUCACAACUGAAUUUAGUAGAUCUUGCUGGUUCUGAAAGAGCACGACAAACAGGAGCAACUGGUGAAAGAUUCAAAGAGGGGAGGCACAUCAAUUUAUCUCUUUCCACAUUAGGUUUAGUAAUUAUGCAAUUAAGUGAAUCACAGGACGGUCAAAAACACGUUAAUUUCCGCGAUAGUAAACUAACAAGAUUACUGCAGACUUCGUUGGGCGGUAAUGCUAUGACAGCAAUAAUUUGUGCCAUAACACCUGCCGCUUUGGAAGAGACUCAAUGUACUUUAUCUUUUGCAUCUCGUGCUAAAAGUGUAAAGAAUAAACCACAAGUUAACGAAGUUAUGUCCGACGCAGCACUUUUAAAACGAUAUGCAAAGCAGUUGGCUAAACUUCAAGCAGAAUUAGAGAAAAUAAAAACUGGACAUCGGUCUGCUGAAAUGGAAGAAAUGGAAUCAAAGUUACAAGAAAAGGAUCGUAUUAAUCAAUUGUUAGAAGAGCGUAUCGAAUUAUUAAAAACUCGCAUUGUUUCCGGGGAUAUUUCGGAUCCAGAAGAAUCAUUCAAGUACAGAUCUAAAAGAAGACAGACAUGGGGUGGUCCUGCAAUGUUUAAUCAGCAUUUACCUGCUUUUCAGCCUAAAACUGGUUUACCGACUAUAAAAGAAGUAUCGUUUGAAAAGCCGGAAAGAAAAAAUGUACUUCAGUCUAUAGAGAUGAUGAAUCAAACAUUUCAAACAGAGUUUGCUGAUUUUGAAUUAGAAUUAUUUGAAAGUGAAAGAAAUCGAGAAUCUAAAGGGGAUGGUAGCGAUAGCGAAGAAGUACCUUACAUCACAAAACGUAAACAUCGUGUUACAUUUAACGAUGAUAUACAUACGAUUAAGGAGAAGAAUAGUUUUGAUACAACACCAGAAAAGUGUAAUAUAUCAACUCAAACCGGUUUCCAUAUUUCCCCAUCUACGCCAAAACAAACUUUACGUCAACGUAUCACUGAUUUGACCAAAGAAUUUGUGGAACUUCGCGAGUUUACAACACUAGAAAAACAAUUAAUGUGUCAAGAAAAUUGUUUUGUACGCGAAGAAGCACAAAUCCUUCCAGGGAUUAAAACUCGGUUGAACUAUGACUUGGAAGAAAUUGAAGAAACAAAAGUAGCCCCAGCCAGCUACGACACAGAAUGUAUUUCGGAAGUGAAGAAACGACUUACAGAUCUCAAUCUUGCUGAAGAAAAAGAUGUAAAUCGUAUAAUUAUUGAACUGUGCGUUAAAUUAAACGAAGUUGAGAAGCAACAUUCUUUAGAAAAUGAUGAACAUCGUAAGAAAACGAAACAGUAUUCAGAAUUGAAGAAACAAAUUGAAAAUACUACCUCAGAGAGAAACGAAUUUGAAUAUAUCAGUCGUGAACUGCGCGCAGAACUGAAGAAAAAAACUGUGGAAUUAGAAUUGAAAAACAUGUCGGAGGAAAAUAUAAAACAGCAAGAAAUGAACAAAAUUUCAGAGUUGGAAAAGAAGAUUGAAAGUAUCACUUUUGAGAAAAAUCAGUUUGAACGUAGUAAUGUUGAAUUAAGUGCUGAAUUAUCGAAGAAGACCACAGAAUUGCAAAAACAAAUUGAAGAUAUUAAUUCUGAAAGAAAUGAAUUCGAACACAUACGUCGCGAAUUGCGUAAGGAAUUGAAUAAAAAGUCUUUAGAAUUAGAAAGGCUGAGGAAUGAUUCAAUCGUUGCGAAUACAGAAACAGUACACGAUAGAAUUGUAGAAUUAGAAAAAGAAAUUGAAAGCAUCAGGUUUGAAAGAAAUAAAUUUGAACAUACGAAUACAGAAUUGGAAUCUACUGUUAACUCAGAACGAACUGAAAAACAAAAGGCAAUUGAAAAGGUUUCUGAGUUAGAAAAGCAGAUUGAAGAAGUGGUUUCAAAUAAAAACCAAGCUGAAAAGAAAAUUACUGAUUUAGAAUCAAAACUUCUAUCAGAGCGAUCUAUUAAUCAGGAAGUAACAAACAAAAUUUCCGAAUUGGAAAAACAAAUUGAACGUGUUACUUUCGAGAAAAAGGAGCUUGAACAGAUUAACUCUGAUUUAAACAACAAUGUUUCUGAACUUAAGUCAGCAAUUGAAUUACAACAAACCGAACAUCAACAGGCGAUUGAGAAGAUUUCUAACUUAGAGAAAAAAGUUGAAACCACAAUAUCUGAGAAAAAUAAAGUCGAAUGCAUCAAUACUAAAUUACAGUCUGAACUUGAUCAAAAAAUGUCUGAACUUGAAACAGAAGCAAUAUCACAGCAACCUGGAAAUCAAAGAACAGUGGAACUAGAGAAAGAAAUUGAAAAUUUAACAUUCCAGAACACAGAACAUGAACGUGUUAAUAAUGAAAUACGCGAUGAAUUGAAUCAGAAAAAUGCUGAAGUUGAAGACAAUAGAAUGUUACAAGAAAAAGAAAAUCGUAAAGCGAUAGAAAAAAUCGCUGAACUUGAAGUACAAAUUGAAAGUAUAUCAUCUAGGAAUAAUGAAUUGGAACGUAUCGUUGCUGAGCUGAAUGCAAACAUAAUAUCAGAAAAAACUGAGAAUCAAAAAGCAAUGGAAACGAUCUCUGAAUUAAAUAAACAAAUUGAAAGCAUCACACUUGAAAGAAAUAAAUUGAAUAUCGAAUUGAAAGAGAGAAUUUCUGAAUUUAAUCAUGCUGCGUGUAAAUCAUUUGAAGCAUCAAGUAAAAAUAUUUCGGAAUUGGAAUCAAAAAGCGAAUAUGAAUAUAUAAGCGAAAAUAAUGAUCUGAAAAAUUGCGUAAAAGAUUUACAAGACACUUUAACAAACGUACAAACAGAAAAUCAAGAUUUGAAAGAUCAAUUAACAAAUCAAUCUAUCUUGCAAAGUUCAAAAGUUAAUGAAAGCAAUGCAGACCUUUCAAGUUUGAUUAUAAAUAUAGAAACAGAAAAGAGCGAAUUGGAAGAAGUUCUUCAAUUAAAAAGUCGGGAGUUGGAAGACAUAAAAAAUGAUGUUCGUGGGCUUAAAACAGCCAUACAAAAUUUACAAGACACUAUUUAUUUGUUAACGACUGAAAAUAUGGAGAUGGCUAAUAAAUUAACCACUGAACAAGAGAAUGCAAAACAAACAGAGCUUAAUCUUCAGAAAACAAUCGAUGAACUUUACAUGCGGAUUUCUGAAGUUACAAACGAGAAAAUUGAUUUAGAAAGUGAUUUGGAAACUUUAAAAGAUCAACUGGAAUCCAUGCGUUCUAAGAUGCCGGAAACAAGCAAUGAAGAUUCAUUGUUUGCAACGUAUCAAAUUAAAAUCGACAAAUUAACAGCAGAAAACAUUGAAUUAUCAACUUCCAUUGCAGAAAAAAAUAAGGAACUUGAGAGUAUCAAAGAAAGUAAGUCGCUAUUGUUUGAUCACGAAUGUAUUUAUAAAGAAAAAAUGACUAUUCUUGAAAAAAACAAUAAAUGUCUAGUAGCGGAAAAUAACGAGCUCUCGACUGAUUUAAUAGAUAAAAUAGAAGAAAACGACAAGUUGAAGGAAGAAUGCGAUAUAUUAAAAAGUAAAACAAAACAAUUGUUGACAAUAAAUGAAAAUUUUGCUGAAAAUGAAGUAGAACAGUUAAAGGUAGAAAAUAAUACAUUGUUAGCAGAAGUUGCAGAAUUAAAGACUAAAGUAACAAUACUGUCUGAUGAAAAUGCAAAGUUUUCAAAUAAUUUAUUAGAGACUCUAGAAGAUCUUGAUUCUUCCUGUAAUGAAAAAUCAUAUAAUAAUACCUUACACUUAUCAACGAUAUUUCAAAACAGUACAAUAGAUAUCGGUGAGGAUCAGGAUGAAGGGAAUCCUGAGGUGUUGAAAAAUAAAGUUACAAUGCUACAGAACAAGAUAGACCACGUAGUACGUUUAAAUAAAAAAUUAAGCGAUUUGAAAUUAACUUCUUGCAGUCAGUGCGCGCACUUAAGAAAUGUAAGUGAAAGUCGCCGAGCUCUUAAACUGGAAGCAAAAGUUCUGAAUCAAAAGCUGCAUGAUUUACAAAGAAAGUUUGAUCGUAAGUGCGCGGACACUGAGAUCCUGAAACAGAAAGUUAAUCAAGACCUAAAUGUGAGUGAAAUUAAUACUUCUUUAAAUGUUAGCUUUGUAAAUGAAAUGGAUAUUAGCUUUGUCGAAGGGAAAAUUCAGAGCUUAAAUGACGAACUGGAAACUUUAAAAACCGAUCAUGACAAAUUAUCAAUUUUAUAUGAAGAUAAGUGUAAUGAAUUGAAGAAGCUUCAAGGUGGUAUGAUUGCAAAUACGACGAAUGCUACUGAUAACUUAACACUAAAGAAGGAUUCGAAUAAAGGCGAAAACAGAGUACGUCAAAUGCAGAAUUACAUUAGUCAGUUGAAGGAUGACGUGGACGAGAUGAAGAAGAACAGCACGAAUUUCACUGUUAUGUUUAAUCAGUUCAAAAUUGAAAAAGCAGAACUGCUAGAUGAAAUUAAUAUGUUGAAAGAACUGAAUGAGGAGUUGCAACAAAAGGUGGCAAACAACGAAAGCAUAUCGAUAAAUAAGGUACAAAUUCUUGAAAAUGAUUUAGAGAACAUGAGCAAGGAAAUUGAACACUUUUCUAAGCGAGAAAAAGAAUUCGAAAGUCAAAGGCUGAUGUUAGAAGUAGCGGUAGAAAAUUUAAAAGUUGAAGAAGAAAAUAAAAAUGUACUAAUUACUCAGUUAAAUGAACGUAUUUUUUGUUUAAGCAGUGAAUUGGAUAAAAUGAGAAAUCAGAAAAAUGAAUUAAUUGAUACGAAUAUAAUUCAAGAUAAAGAAGAAGAAUUAGAAUGUUUGAAGAAACGAUGCGAAGGAUUGCAAAAAGAAAAUAUGCAAAGUAAGGAACUGGAACAGUACAAUGCAUCAAAAAUCAAAGACAUGGAAGCGCAUAUAAAUAAUUUACAAACAGACAUAAUGAAUAAAGAAUCUUUAUUUGCAGAACUUCAGAAGAGAACGUUUUAUUUGGAACAGCUUUUGCAAGAAAAUGAACAAGCAAAACGUUUUCUUAGAGAAAAAUUACAAGCAGCUGAAACUGAAGUAAUUGAAUUCAAAAAUAAUCUAGAAAUGAAAUAUAAAAAUGAAUUUGAUUCAAUGUCACUGCAAUAUCAACAGUGUCUAGAAAAAUCUCAAAACAGUGUACAACAAUUAAAUGAUACGUUAAAUAAAUAUGUUGAUGAAAAUUUGAAGUUAACAGGAGAACUAAGUAGUUUACAAAGCAUUAAACAAAAGUACAAUGAAAUGAUGAAUGAAAAAGAACAAGUACUUAGUAGGAAAAAUAUAUUAGACAGUGAUUAUGAAAAACUGAAAGAAGAAUUAGAUGAUAUUAAAACAUGUAUGAUUAUAGAAUUAACAUCGCUCAAAUGUAACAUAAAUUCAACAGCUAUUUCAUAUUUAUCUAUAAACGAAAUCUUUGUAGUUUUGUUGGAGGCGCUUGUAUCUAAAGAAAAAGAAGUAAUUAAAAAUCUACGUGAAACUUGUGAAAAAGAGAAACGGAAAUUAGAAGAUGAGAAACAGCAGUGUAUAGAUAUGGAGAAACGUACGACGAUAUGGGCUAAAGAAUUGGAAGCAGAAAUUGAGAAACUUCAUUCUGAUAUCAUGGAACGAGAACAUGCCCAGAAGGAGUACAAAAAUAAAGUUUCUCAGUUCGAACAUCUUUUGAAAGAGAGCACUCGUGAAAACGAGAUUCUUAAACAACAAGUCGAAACAUUAGAAGCGGACUUCAACAAUGUACAAACUGAAUUUAAUAAACAGUGUGGAAUUGAUAAUCAACAAGAAAGAGCGAUACUUGUUGCUCAAAAACGAGAAAAGGAAGUGCAGAAAAUUUUUGAAUGUAAGGAAAUGGAGUUACAUUCGAAGAUGAAAACCGAGAAGGACAUGUAUGAAAAGAAAAUAAGCGAGCUAUUGUAUACUAUUGAAUCUUACAAAACUCAGAAUUUGGAAUUAAAUAGUAAUAUCGAAGGACUAGAGGCUAAUGAAAAGCAAUUGAAGAAUAUUUUAGAAGCAAAUUCAAUUGAAAUGAAGAAGAAUAAUCAAAAUAUAGAUAACAUGAAUGCAGAACUCGAACAAUUUACACUGGCUUAUAAUAAAUUGACUGAGGAGAUGGAUCAAAAGAAUUCUCAUAUCGAAAAAAUCACUGGAAUCUUAAAAAGCAAAUGUGAUACUCUUUCUGAGUAUGAAACCAGGCUGGAAACGGUUUUAUCAGAAUAUGAAAUGUUAAAGGAACAUGUUAAAGAUCAGACAUCAGUCAUACAGCGACAUAAAGAAGAAAUAGAAAAAAUAAAAAAGGAGAGAGAAGAACAAUUGGAAAUUAUCGAAGGUAAAUUAAAUUCAGAGGAAAUAAAGAAUGCUGGAUUAACUAAGCAACUAAAUGAAUUGAACAAUAAAAAUAUCUCUUUGAUAGAGGAGCUAAACGACUUAAAAGAAAAGUAUGAAGAACUUCAAGAAGUAAAUGCAAAAUUAGAAAGAAAGAUUAGAAAUAGUACCAGUAAAAUUAAAGCACAGACAGAAAUAGAAGAAUUGAAAGAAUUAAAUAAAACAUUGCAGAAUAAUUUAGAAGGUGCGAGGAAUCGUGUGAUAGAACUUCAAGAAGCAAAGAGUCAGACUUUGAAGGAGUUAGUUGACCUGAAAGGUAAAUAUGAACUUACAUUGCAAGAAAAUGCAAAAAUAAAAACAACAUCAUCAUCAUAUAAGUCUAAAUACUCUAUUUCAAGUACAACAAUAGACGAAAGCAAGUAUGAUGCGCUUCUUUUAGAGAAAAAUAAAAUUGCAUUAGAAUUGGAAGGUAAUAAAUUAAUAUUAAAUCGAAAAGUUGAGGAACUUAAGAUAUCUGUAAGUCAAGUACAACAAUUAACUAAGGAAAAUAAAGAACUAGAUAAAGAGUUGGAUGAAUAUGCAGCAGUAAUUCAGGAAAAAAAUGCUGAAAUUUCAAAAUUAGAGGCCGAAUUGUACGAGGUAGAACAGAAAUUGGAAGGAUGUAGGGAGGAAAAUAAAAAACUUCAAGGGCAAGUGGGAACAUCUAAAUUGAUAUCGGAAACAGAGAUGAAAAUGGACAUCGAGACAGAGGAUGAGAUCAGUGUUAAUGCAUUGAAAGGAGAGAAUUUAGAAUUACAAGCCAAAGCAGAUAACUAUAAAAAAGAAUUAGACACACAAAAAUCAUUAUUACGCCAAAAAGAGAAGGAAUUUAUGGAAUACAUGCUUAAGAUACAAGAUUUAACAACAAGAAACAGAGAGCUCCAUAAUGAAUUGGAUAAAUGCGCAGUAGGUAUUCGUGAUCGUGAUGGUGUAAUUUCAAAAUUAGAGAAUACUUUACGUUUACGUUCAGUAGAGAAGAGUAUGGAUAAUACUUUAAAAGAAAAUCUAGAUACCUUCAAGAUAGAAAACAAAAAACUUAAAAGUGAAGUUGAAGAACUUGAAAUGAAAUUAAGAAUGUAUUCAAACAAUGAAGGAGUCACGCUAAGAAGAGAUAGUUCAAAACAAAAAUUACAAACUACAUUUGAUCAAAGUCUUGGUGAACAGGAGGAUAAGAGUCAACAACUGAAGAAUAAGAUUCGUGAUUUAGAACUUGACAUAGUGUCGCAGAACGGGAAAAUUGCAACAUUAGAAAUUCAAAUCCAGAGUGAAAACUUUCCCUAUCAGAAAAAAUGUAAAGAACUAGAGGAAGUCGUCCUUGCGUUUCGCAAUAAGAAUGCUAAGUUAAAUUCUGAAAUAAGGAAACUACAAAAAACUAUGAACGAUGUCAAUGCGUGGGAAUGCGAUAUCUGCAGGCGAUGGCAAGUUAAUAGAAAAGAUCAAGCUUGUCAAACGAUACCUGAUAACGCAAUACGUUUCUGCAGCAGCAAUAGCGGAGUUGUUGAGGACUAUACAAAAAUGCAAAAAUUAUUGAAAGAAAAACAAAUGAUGAAAGACUUAUGCCGCUCCCGAGCAAGACUAAUAAGAGAAUUAGAAAAUAGAAUAAAAGAACUAGAAAAAAUAUAGGGUUCUCUUGUUCCAAAAAUGAAUUGACGCAAUUGGUAAGACAUCACUGAACAUUUGAACUAAAUAUCGGAAAAUUUUUACUUUGUGUCACGUCUCCUGUUUUUAUGUGUGCAACGCAUACAACAAUUAUUUAUUUAUAUAUAUAUAUAUAGAUGUGUGUAUAAUAUUGUGCAAUGUAUACAUAUUUUAAAAGAGCAACAGUUACAGGUAUCAAAAAAUGUAAAUAACCAAUGUUAAAUCGACAGUGAUAUAUAUCUUACCAUUAAAUCUGUGAUUCGAAAAAUAAUUUUACUAUGGAAUUAUGGACUUAGUUAUAUGAUGUAUAAAUAAUGACGAAAAAUAUUUCAAGACUC
Messenger RNA from Osmia bicornis bicornis, 9110 nucleotides. RefSeq names its product kinesin-related protein 4-like. The coding region runs from base 136 to 8757 and encodes 2873 amino acids. The transcript is spliced from 6 exons. Gene Ontology annotation, molecular function: microtubule binding; ATP binding; plus-end-directed microtubule motor activity. The record is from RefSeq and is a predicted model, not a curated record. Gene Ontology annotation, cellular component: microtubule. Gene Ontology annotation, biological process: mitotic cell cycle; microtubule-based movement. NCBI's taxonomy places the organism in Eukaryota, Metazoa, Arthropoda, Insecta, Hymenoptera, Megachilidae.